CGCCUAGCUCCACACGUGUGCAGCGCGCUGGCCUCGCCAGACGACAACGUACUACUCCUUCGCCUCCACUCCGCACCCCGCACGCUUCUCGCGUCCUCCGAUGGCGACGCUGCAGCUCAACCACAUCGCGCGGGAGACCUCCGACGUGGCCCGCCUUGCCGCCUUCUACGAGGCCGUGCUGGGCUUCGAGCGCGUCCCUUCGCACGCCUACUCCGGCUUCCAGGUCGCCUGGUUCCGCCUCCCGGGCACCCCAGACGUCGCGCUCCACCUCAUCGAGCGGGACCCCGCCGCGUCCCCCGCCGCAGUGACGCCCGGCGCCUUGGGCGUGCCGCCCGCUCAGCUUCCCCGGCGCCAUCACCUCGCCUUCUCCAUCGCCGAUUACGACGGGUUCCUCGCGGGACCCAAGGCGCGCGGCACCGAGGUGUUCGAGAAGACGCAGCCCGACGGGCACACGCGCCAGGUCUUCUUCUUCGACCCCGACGUUCCAAGCAACUACCAGAUGAAACCUAAUUACCAACAGAUAGCAAAAUAGCCAGUGUGGAGGACAGAUCUGAGCCAGAAAUAGGCUUAUUUUGACUGUUAUCUGGUGAAAUAUGCCCUUUGUAAGAGUAUUGAAAUGCUUCAUUGAUUUUUAAGAAUAGUGAUUUUUUUUUGUUUUCUCACAAGAACAGUACAAAAGCAGUGAAUAAAAAACAUUCCAUAACCAGGACUUGGUACUGAGCUGCCUAGAUCCAUGCCCUGAAGCAUCCGGCAAGUACUUCUUUGAAAAAGACAACUGUUUUUCCGGAUGAUAAAACUAAUUAUUAGAUACAACUUUCAACUGGCUAGUAAAUAGAGGUUCCUCACAGAAUGGAUGAACUGCUUUUAUCCAUUGGUUUUCAUAUUAUUCCAUUCUGCUAACCUUUUCUUCCAUUACAAGUUUACUACUUGCUACUGGUCUGUGCGUCAUGCAUUAUCCCCUAACUGAAAACACAUAUGAUGCAUUUUCCAUAGUUAGUACUCAUUUGAUUUUUGCAUCCAGAAGAUUACUGAUCAUAAGCCAGUAGUCAGUCACCUGUACUUCUUGUAACACUUUCGAGUUUUGAGCUUUAAUUAAUUAGACAUUAACUUAUCUUUUGCUGUUACGCACAUACAGCACUCUCUGAUUUGGUUCUG
This is a messenger RNA of Phragmites australis (common reed), 1155 nucleotides long. RefSeq lists its product as uncharacterized. The record is from RefSeq and is a predicted model, not a curated record. The transcript is spliced from 2 exons. NCBI's taxonomy places the organism in Eukaryota, Viridiplantae, Streptophyta, Magnoliopsida, Poales, Poaceae. The coding region runs from base 101 to 532 and encodes 143 amino acids.